Messenger RNA from Durusdinium trenchii, 2526 nucleotides. Lineage: Eukaryota; Dinophyceae; Suessiales; Symbiodiniaceae. The record is from the annotation of a GenBank genome assembly.
AUGGUUCAAUGGAAAACUGUUCGAUCUUUGUUUGCCAUCAGAGUAGUCCAUGAUUGCAUCCUUUUUGAGCGCAUAUAUGCUAUAAUAAAACUAUAUAUAUAUUUAAUAUACACAUGCAUAUUGUAUUUGUUUAAUAGCACAGGCCAACGAGUUCCAUUCACUGCGCGUGGGUGCGGCGAUGAGGAAGUUCAAUAUAUCCGGAUCCCUGUGAAGUUCAAGGAUGCAAAUGGCAAAAUUGUUGUGCAUGUUGACAGCUGGCCCAUCAUUGACGUGCAUUCUAUUAUGGCCUUUGCUUUCGAAGAAGCUGGGAUUGAGAUCCCUACAUCUUGUAUUCAUGAGUAUUGGCGUCGUUCUUGCGAGUAUGGGGAGCCCUUUGCGCAGGAUACGUCCAACCACCACCGAGUGCCAAUCGGCCUGUAUGGUGAUUCAGCCAAAGUGCGCACGACAUUUGGCUCUGAGAAUGUCAUAGCCCUGUUUGCAAACCUGGUGCUCUGGAGACCGAAGUCUGUUAGGUGGAGCCGAUUUCUUCUUUGCUGCAUUCCUGAGGAAAGAUGUACAAGCCAAACCCUUCCUACAAUCUUGAAAAGGAUUGUUUGGUCUGCAAACCAUGCAUGGCAUGGGAGAUGGCCAGGACAAGACCUACAUGGAAGAAACCUUGGAGGCAAGGCGGCCAGACUGGCUGGGAAACCUUUGACCAGUCAGUUUCACACCUUCCAAGUUGUGGAGCUGCGUGGAGACUGGGCGUGGCAUAAGAAGGUGAUGAAAUUUUGGCGGUGCAAUUGGAAUUCACUGGAAGACACAUGUCCUUUUUGCCCGGCCAAAAUCCAGAGUGAUGACUGGAAUGAUUUGUACUGGAAUCCUGACAGCACUUUGGAAGACUUCACCUUGGCCGGAUUUCUGGCAAAGAGAAUGCCACCUCGUGGAAUAAGCCCUCUAGUUGGCUUGAAGGGCUUCCACCCUUCCAUCAUUCGAUGGUGUCUGAUGCAUGCCCUGCAUCUUGGGCUGCUAUACACGGCAAAUGGUGGGACAAUGAAUCUCUUGGUCAAAUGUUGCUACUGGGCACCUGCAGAUGAGCCCACCCGAGUUCACUUGCACCGGGCCUACAUUGAUUUCAAGACCUGGUGCGUGAGGAAGCGGAUCAACUGCAGCCAGCCGGCCUUCAAAGAGAAUCUUUUGUACCUCAAGACUGGGGAUAUUCGAUUGCUGUGCAAAGCCUACAAUGGGCGUUGCGUAGCACAGUGGCUUGCUGAGACUGUGGCAGCUGCAGCUCAGGAUGCCCAGUUCCAAGCAGCUGAUGCCACGAACACCAUAGCUGUGGUGCAAAAGCAGCACCGCUUCCGUAAAGUGGGGGACUACCGCUGGCUGAUUCAGAGCGAUGCUCGCCUGGAUGGAUUCCUCAUUCGCAAUGACCAUCAUCCUCGCCGCGCGCUUGUAGGUGGAAUCCCCUUGAGAUUGGAGGGUGCCAAUAAAUCCGACGCCAACCAGCGCUGGGUGCUGUGCUUCCCGAACGACUCGCCGGGGAUCCAUAAGCCCUUCCUGAUCCGAAGUGUCCAAAGUGGCAUGUACUUGGUCGUGGAGGAGGCACACCAAUGCGUGAUCUUGCAGAAGGAUGCACCUCAACAGUUCUGGCAGAUUCACGAUGCCACGCGCCGGGCAGAUGCCUUCAUUCCGACAGAGCGGGCACAGCCAUCGCCUGUGGCGGAUGAGCCCGAGCCGGACGAGCUCCUGGCGCCCUACGACGGUGACGUGUGCGGCGCCUUCGGCGACGACCUGUCGACGCGGCGGAGCAGCCAACUGAGCGGAGGCUCACUGGGCGGGCCCUUGCCCAAGAACAUGUCCAUGAGCCAGGGAACCUUCACAUCAGUGGAGGUGCUUUUUGAUCAGAUGGUUCUGAGCACUGGGCUGGAGCUCUUACCUCCGGGUUCCGGUGCGAGUCCGCAACAAGUUCUAGGGCGGCUGUGGGGGAACAACAGCACCUUCUUGUACCGAUACCAGGCCCGAAGGAACGGUCGGGAUGUGCAAUGGUCGGGUCUCAACAUCAGUGAGGAGAUGCCAUGGUUGGCCACGGCACAGCUCACCUGCUCCGUACAUGUUCCUGUUCUGGGUUGGCGUCCCUACGAGGAGGUCCUGCGGAUCACCCUGUGCUACGAGCCCAUGGUGGGCGUGUCGAAUGGGGACCAGGGAGAAGUCUUGGCCGUUCAGCAGGUGGGACACACUGAUGGCGGACGAUUCGGAGUUUUCCGCAACGAGAACUUGUUGCUUUUCUAUCAGUCCGAAGGUGCCACGUUGCUGACGGCCUUCGCCUUAACGCCCAAAGGCGCCUUUUCGGGUAUGGCCGUUGAGGGCCAAAAGAAGGCCUUCGCGGACUUCCUGCACUCCUUCCAGGAUGAAGCCAAGACCUGGAGGCCGUCGACCAAGAUCAAGGGUCAGGCACCUCCAUCCACCUCCCUGGCCGACCCCCGGGGGGAGACCGAGACCUGUUGCACAGCGGCUGCCCGAAAAUUCCACCCUUGCGGUGUGCAAUGA